Pseudoliparis swirei is the source of this 2581-nucleotide messenger RNA. RefSeq names its product chondroadherin (gene chad). Gene Ontology annotation, molecular function: protein binding. NCBI's taxonomy places the organism in Eukaryota, Metazoa, Chordata, Actinopteri, Perciformes, Liparidae. Bases 227 to 1318 code for a protein of 363 amino acids. The record is from RefSeq and is a predicted model, not a curated record. The transcript has 4 exons.
AGUGCCGUUUGUUCUGCAGAGCGGCCGUCCUCCUCUCAAAGUGCGUCGCCCACCUUUCUCUCACCUUGUCACUCCGUCUGCCUCUCUCUCUCUCAACACAAACACACUUCAGUUUCCUCUUCAGAGAUUUUCCCUCUCGAAGCGUCCAACAGGAUUUUUCCCACUUCUCCAAAAAAAAAAAAAUCCUAAAUAGAAAAAGGCCAGAAGGCACUGCGAGUCCGUCGGCAUGCGGUGUGUGAGCUGGUUGCUGCUGGGGACCUGCCUCUUGGUCCUGGGCUCCGCGGUGCGGGGCGCCCCGGGCCAGUGCCCCGGCAGGUGCCACUGCCACGGCGACCUACAGCACGUCAUCUGUGACGGCGUCGGGCUGAAGAAGAUCCCCCGGGUGUCGGAGGUCACCCGCCUGCUCAACCUGCAGAGGAACAACCUGGGCGCCAUUCCCACGGGGGCGUUCGUCGAAAGCAAGGGGCUCAUCUCGCUGCACAUGCAGCACUGUCAGCUCCGAGAGAUCGGAUCCCAGGCCUUCAAGGGGCUGAAGAAGCUCAUCUACCUCUACCUGUCCCACAACGACAUCACCAGCAUCAAGCCCGGCGCCUUCGACGACCUGACCGAGCUCACCUACCUCUACCUGGACGGGAACCAGAUCGGCGAGCUCGCCAGGGGCAUCUUCUCGCCCAUGAUCAACCUCUUCAUCCUGCAGCUCAACGACAACAAGCUCCGGGAGCUGCGAUCGGGGACCUUCGCGGGCGCCAAGGCUCUGCGCUGGCUGCACAUGAGCGGCAACGAGCUGACGACGCUGCAGCCGGGCUCCCUGGACGACGUGGAGAACCUCGCCGUACUCCACCUGGAUCGGAACAGGAUGUCCAGCUACCCCAUCGCGGCCAUGAGCAAACUGCGGGUGGUGGAGGAGCUCGCGCUGGGGAAGAACCCCAUGAGGACCAUCCCCGACGUCGCCUUCCAGAGCUUCGGGCGCUACAUGGAGAAGCUACAGCUGGACGGCAUGGGUCUGGAGAAGCUGUCCGACGGUGCGUUCGCCGGUGUGACGGCGGUCAAGUCCCUUAACCUGGACAACAACAAGCUGAGGUCUCUCCCCAAAAGCUUCAACUUCGGCACCGUCACCAACCUCACCCUCUCCAACAACCCCUGGAGCUGCUCGUGCCAGCUAGCUCCACUGCGCAGAUGGAUGGACUCCAGUCGCAUUCGUCCCGACGCUGUGUGCGCAUCUCCGCCUCAGCAGAAAGGAAAGCAAGUGAGAGACAGCUCCGCCUUCGUUGGCUGCAGAGUCAAGACCAAGAGAGCCAAAAAGAAAACCCGCCAUUGAAGGAGACGCCGAGGGCAGGAGCCUGUCCAAGUGACCGGCUGCACAACGCCGACUCAUUCUACUUCAACACCGUCCAUCUAUCCAUCUGCCAAAUGAUGUCACCACUUUAAAAACACAUUUGCAUCUCUGUCUCCCAAAACACAGAGAGCUUCAUGCAGCCGAGAUUGAACUUUUCUUUGAUUGUAAUCCGUUUAAAUCAAAAGAUAUUCAGGUAACCACCAAAAUACAGGAUGCAUUCGACUAAAUUAGGGCACGCGUGGUCUUUUCGGUGCAUUCAGGGUCUUCGGGAAAACAAACAGAUGUCGGAAUGUUAUGGGGAUGAUGUUCAAUAAAGUUUCAACGUUUUGAUUAGCAUGAAGGUAAUAACUCGAAACCAGGCGAGCUUAAAGAAAAUGUUCGACCCUCUCACCGUCGUACAGAGUUAGAUGAAGAGGUUAGCUUAGCUUAGCAUAAUGGCUAGAAACGGAGGGAAACAGCUAGCCUUGCUCUGUGCCAUCGGCACAUUAAAAGCUCACUAAUUAACAUGUAAAAUCUUGUAUGUUAACACUCAGAGAAUAAUGAGUACAGCUUUAAUAUGCUGGACAUGAAGCCUCCUUUAUUUUGGUUUUUACCUGAACAAUGGAAAAAUAAAGAGGCAGAGAAAUGCAAAUGGCAUUAUUAAAACAUCCUCCAACUUGCAUCGACACUCGUUUAUCCUCUCUUCUACUUUGUGUUUUCUACUUCAUCCAUUGAAGAAGACCCGUUUCUCCGAGAAGUAUUAAAGACAAUAAGACUGGAGAUGUGGGCAGGCUUAAUAGGCAAAUACAAUUUACAUUUAUCUUUCUUUUAGUGCCAUUUUCUCUGCAUGAAGGAAUUUUUUUGCAUCUCUGAAAGAAGAAGUUAAUCUUUUACUAGAUUAAUACGUUGUGUUAUUACGUGUUUACUUUAACGCAAAAUCUUUGUAACAUACUAAACAUUUUUAAAAUUGUAAAGAAAGAGUGAAAUGUCUUGCACAUCAGCUGAAAGAGCGUACAGCCCGUUAUUCAAAUCUAUUGUAUAUUCAAUAUAUUUACAUUUCCUUCACUUUUAGACGGUUGCAACAGCCAAUAAACCUUUGACAAAAUAAAAGACUUUCUUUUUUAUCCCACAUAUAUACUUUCUUUGCUUUGCUUCACGACUGACUGCAUAUUCAUGCUGUUGAAUCUAACGGACGUUUCUCUGAGGAUGCGUCUCCCCCUGGUGUUUGGAAGCGGAAGUGCAUCAUAUUAAAAAGUAAAUUCAUGA